Molecule: messenger RNA, 663 nt
Organism: Hibiscus syriacus
Lineage: Eukaryota; Viridiplantae; Streptophyta; Magnoliopsida; Malvales; Malvaceae
Product: actin-related protein 2/3 complex subunit 3-like
Exons: 6
Coding region: 111-635 (174 amino acids)
Biological process (GO): regulation of actin filament polymerization; Arp2/3 complex-mediated actin nucleation
Cellular component (GO): Arp2/3 protein complex; cytoskeleton
Molecular function (GO): actin filament binding
Source: RefSeq, a predicted model, not a curated record
GAAUUUCUCAGUUUUCUGGAGAAAAGACAACUUUUGAUUGGAAUUUGGUCUUGUACAGUUGUUCUUUGCAGAAACAUUUGGUGUUUGUUUGGGAAAAGAAAUCUAAGAAAAUGGUUUAUCACUCUAGUUUUGUCGAUGAGGAAGGAAUUACUAAAGCUUGUGGCUUCCCUUUACUUCCUUUGAAAAGUCACAUAAGGGGUCCUGCACCUGUUGCAGAUCAAGGUGAAAUUGAUAUUGUCGAUGAAGCAAUCACAUUCUUUCGUGCCAAUGUGUUCUUUAGAAACUUUGAUAUCAAGAGCCCCGCGGAUAAGCUCCUUUUAUAUUUGACAUUCUACAUAAAUGUGGCUUUGAAGAGGCUUGAGGGCUGUAGGACGUUGGCUGAAGGUACUAUGGCAAUCAUUAACUUGGGCUUGGAAGACAUUCCCGUACCUAGAGAAUCUGGUUUUCCUUUUCCAGGGCUCUUUGUGCUUCCACAAUCUCAAAAGGAAGCAGAACUGCUUAGGAAUUAUCUGAAGCAAAUAAGAGAAGAAACAAGUGGGAGACUGUUGAGUGUUGCCUAUAGGCCCAAUGGAACUCCAAAUAAAUGGUGGUUAGCUUUUGCAAAAAAGAAAUUCAUGAAUAUAAUUGUUCCAUGAAAAAUAUAAAUGUUGUAUGAAUAUUGAA